AUGUCUUCCCUUCGCCGCCCCCACUUCCUGUCUUUUCAGACGUUUUCAUUGUCUAUCCAUGUCAACCUCUACCGAUUCUCCUCGUCUUCCCAUAUUUUGCAUGGCUAUAUUCUUUUAUCUUUCUGUUCAAGCCUCGCACUUAUUUGGUCUCUUCGCUUUCAUCCACUCACCUGCCUCGUUUUUUCUUACAAUCGAAAUCUCUCUUUCUCUCUUUUUCUCUCUCUCACUUUUCUUUCUUACUUUCUUUCUUUAUAUUUUUCUCUGUCUAUAUUUCUUACUCUCUUUUUAUUUCUUGCACUCUUUUAUCUUUUUUCUAUCUCUCUUUCUUUCACGCUUUCUUUCUUGCUUUCUUUAUAUGUUUCUUUCUCUCUCUCUCUCUCUCUCGUUCUUUCACUCUUUCUUUUACUCUUUCUCUCUUUCUCUUUUUCUUUUUACUUUCUUUCUUUCUUUCUCUGUCUCUUUCUUUUUUCUCUUUCUUUCUCUCUCUCUUUAUUUUUCUUUCUUUCUUUUUUAUGA
Molecule: messenger RNA, 516 nt
Organism: Acanthosepion pharaonis
Lineage: Eukaryota; Metazoa; Mollusca; Cephalopoda; Sepiida; Sepiidae
Source: the annotation of a GenBank genome assembly